UCUCUUGUCUCCCUUCCCCUCAUUCAGGAGAGGCGCUGACGCUGAAGGACGAAGGACUUGCUCUUUUCGUACACAUCGCGCGUGUGCGUGUCCUCGCUCGAGUCCUCGCUCGAGUCACGUAGUGUCAGUGUCAUGGAAUGAAUGGAAUCUUCUAUUUUGGCCUGCGGUUGUACCGUCGUCUGCAUUCGAAGAGGAGGGCAUGACCCCGGCCAUUUCCUGGCUUCCUCACAUUAGAACUAUGCUUUGGGAUUUUAAGGGAAUUUUCGGUCGAUGCCGUGGCGAAAUAGCUGCUUUUAGCUCUCCUCCUUCACCCCGGCGUGUGAUAGGCCAUCGUGCGGGGGAGUGGUCGUGGAAACCGUGAUAAGCAAGACGAACACUCGACAACUUCUCGUCGCGAUUGUUAUCAAAUUUGUAUUACGCUGUGUGAAGUGCCAGUCUAUUUAUGGUAGACCAAAACAAGUGUGUGCUGGCUCAGGCUAGGCAGACCUUGGUGUAUUGGUCUUGGUGCUGGCCCACUCCCUGCCGUGAUGUGAACUUCAGUGAAUAUCUUAGGACAAAUGGUUGUGUUGGAGCUUAGUGAUUUUUUCUGUAGAGUUUUGAAAAUUUGAAAAUGGCCGCUGUGAAAUUGGGUAUUCAGGACAAGAAAGACUUGGACAAGUUCACCAAGUUUCUCGCCUUAAAAGCUGCUCAGAUUAUUGUUCAAUCUCGUCUUGGAGAAAAAGUGCACACAAAGUGCAAACCACACUCCUCUGGCACUGACUGGUUCAAUUUGGCCAUCAAAGAUUUACCGGAAGUACUGACAGAAGCCAAGAAAGUGCUCUGUGGUGAAGUUGCCACAGCUCAACUCCCAUUGUGUGUUGAAAUUUCAUUACGAACUGUCGAGGGGGACACAAUGAUGCUUGAAACUUGGUGUUUAGGAAUGCUUCCUGAUCAGUGUGAUCCAUCUGUGAGAAUAACUUAUACAGUAUAUAAUAGGAUGAGCAUUUUGUUGAAAUCCCUGGUGUCUGUAACAAGAUGCACUCCAGCCUAUAAAUUAUCUCGGCGUCAGGGUCCAGAUUCCUUUGUUAUAUGCUAUCGCAUAUAUGUUGGCGAACCCCAAUUCCACAAUUUAGGAGAAGGUUACAGCCAAGUUCGUGUAGGGCAACUUAGCACCCCUGUUGGAACAUUACAAUUGUCAGUGGCAUAUCGCACUAAAAUGACAAUCAGUCCACAACACACAGGAAGAGAUACAUCAAUUAUGCUUAAGUCUGAUCACUUUCGACCAGAUCUUAGUCCAAGAAUCGUUACUCGUAAAGAAAGUGUUUCAAGCUCUGUGCUUAUAGCUGAGGAAAAUACUACAUCCCUCAGUGAAACCAUAAAAGUUGGAGCAUUUGCAGACAACAGUAGACCACCUGCUCCUCCUGGAGAUUCAGACCUAGUUUUCCCAGAUGUUCCUUUCAGCAGUUUACUUUUACCUAAACAACAAUCCCCACCUCAAGGAUCUCCACUUCAAAUGCCUAUACUCACUGCUCAAUUUUCUAAACAAGAGACAAUUACAAAUACGGCAAUUAAUACUCCGCUUCCUGAUGAUAACUCAGAAUUGAGUAGUGAUUCCAAUGGGAAUGUUACUCCUCGUGCUAUCUCUGCAUCGAAUUCUCGACGCUCAAGCUGUUCAUUAGCAUCAGCCAAUGAAGACUUCAUUAUGGUAGACUUGAAAACACCCUUUGCUGGUAGUAAUGCCAACAGUGAUUUAGGGGCAUUCUAUCGAGAAUGCCAGAGUGCACCACCCCUCAGAACUUUUCAAGAAGUCCCAACUCUUGCUCAGCAAGUUGAAGAUUUAACUGAGCAGCUAGAAGCAUUUGAGAGUAAUAUGGCAGCAUAUGAUGAGGUGCUUGGACAAUUGUGCCCUCACCUCCCAACAGACACUAAUUGACAAAUUUAGUGAAAGAAAUUUCCAAGGGUGGUCAAACCCAGAAAACUGUGACUGAAUUGUGGCCAUGCGGCACUGAAUGUGUUAACACAGUGAAAUUGUUCCUUUUAUGUUUUCCGACGUUUUGUACUCAAUCUGAGUUUGUUGUAGGUUGUGUUCUAACUUUCCAAUUUACAGUAUAUUGGCCACUGUGGGCUCCUUCACUGCUGUCUCCUUGAAAUGUGUCUGUUAAGCGUGAUAAGAUAGAAGAAAAGAAAAAAAAGCUUUCAUGAAAAUAUCAUGACAGGUCUGUGAAUCAGAAUUAUGUGAGUUUUAUUGGGAACAUUAAAGAACUUGUACUUGUAGACUGUGGUCAGUCAAAACUCAAUUCUGAAUUAGCAUAGUAACACUGCUUGUUUUUGGAUUUUUAUUAAUAAUUGAUAAGAUUUUAUACCCAAAGUUUUGGAUGAACCUAACUUUUGUAUCAAUCAUAAAAGAAUUCAGUCAAAUUUGAAGGAUGUAGGUUAGUAAAGAGUUAAGCUGUGAUGAAUAAGAAUGAACUUAUUAAUUAAAUUUAAUGAAUGGUGAAAGCUUCUUUUAUAAAGCUAUCACAGUUGUUAUUUAUUCAAGUACAGUAUUGCUAUUUGACAAUUGAAGGGAAGAGGCCUAAUUCCAACCCCUCUCCUUGAUCUACAAGAAAUUUCUGAUUGCUUUCUUUACACUUUCAAAUGUGGACAUGAUGAUAAAUGCUGGCACAAGCCAAAUAUCUUUAUACUUAAUAUUUUGGUCUAAAAUCUUUUUAAGGGGCACCAUUGAGAGAUAAUAUUGGGUUUGACAUUAGCAGGUACAAAGAGCCAAUAUCAAUUUUAGUUAUGUGCAUCUGUUUGGAACUGUUCUAUUUCAUGAACAGUGAUUUACUCUAAUAUCUAUCCGCAUGUCUUUCAGUGCUGGGAAAACAAUUGUCAGUCAUAUUAAACAGUAUCACUAAGACUGAGAAUUUAGCAUUUGUAUUGGCAUAUAUGCAAGUUGUAAAUGCUUUUCUGAGUUAAGAUAAUGUUUGGCAUAAAGGUGAAGGUUUGCAUGGUGACUCAAGCUUAUUUUAUUUUAAUGUGCAUUUUAAUUAUCUAAUUAAAAUUUCUAGUCCUGUUAACGAAGUCAUAAAGUUUGUUGCUGAUGGAAGUUUAUUAGUGAAUUGCUAAUAUAGUUUAAUGUUGUCAAAUCUUAAGACUGUUUUACUCUUAAAAUUUUAGGCUAAAACAACAUAUUGCCUAGAUUAUGUAAUACUAAUUGUAUAUUCCUUUUUGUUUUCACAUUAUGACGUUAUUUUAGUCCAUACCUUUGUUUUUAGUAAGGCUCAGUCUCAUGACAGGCAUGAACCGUGACUUAGUCAGGACUCAGUCCUGGGGAGGCCAUAGAGAUCAGUUUAUCAGCUUGGGAAAACCCUUUCUCAGGGAGCCGUUCUUUGCGGCAUCCCUAGGAUUGAGUUUUUUUUUAGCGCCUAUGCUGUGACUGAGAUACUCUUUGCAGCUGUUGUGAGACUGCAUCUUUGUCAUCGAAAAGGUAUCGUUAGUCUUAUAAAUGCUUGGUUAGUGUUGGCUCAAUUGUACUGCUUUGUUUCAUAUUUCAAAAAAUAUUGGCGUUGAAGCCAUAAGGUGCUGGGCAUGCUUACACAUGGAUUUUGAAGUGCCUUAUAUCAGCUCUCAUUUUUAAGUUUUCAUAGCAACAUUUUGGAGUGACUUUGUACUUGCCCUAGCAUCUAGAACCCUUUUGCAAGGGUUUUCUUUCCGAUUUAAACAAUGGACUUGAAGUUUUAAUAAAAAUCCAUAUGAUUUAAGAAAUGAAGUUUCAGUCUUGUAUGUAGUAACGAUCUGUACGUUACCAACCAAUAACUGUGUUGUAAUUAUCAAAUUUAAUUGACAUGCUUUUUUAUAAAAAUUGUGUACCAAUAUGGUGAUAUUUAUCUGUUCAUUGAUUAUUUAUUUGAUAUCGUGUAAAUCUUUUAUUUGAUAUCGUGUAAAUCUUUUCUCAUGUUGCCUUUUUUCUUUUUAUAUCUGCUCCUUUCAAAUUGUAAUAUUCCUACAGCUUGUCUUAAAGCUGCUUACUCAAUGAGUAACAUCCCUGUUCAUAAAUUGUGAUAUGUAUGGGACUGAUUGUGCCAAACUGGCAUAGUUCUUGUUUAUGUAAGAUAAGAAUAUGCUGAGACUUAAAAUUUGUCUUCUUUUGCUUUGGUUUCUCAAGUUAGUGGUUGAGCAAAACCAGUUUUGCUUUAUACAUUUUCUAAAGUGUAAUUACUUAAAGAUUUGUCAAACUUAUGAGUUUUGGCAUGUGAUAUUUAUUAUAUUUUAAUAUUAUUCAUUAUCAGCUUUGUAAUCUUUGUGCAGUGUCUUGCAUAAUUACAUUAAGUAAUCUA
Frankliniella occidentalis (western flower thrips) is the source of this 4298-nucleotide messenger RNA. RefSeq names its product autophagy-related protein 13 homolog. Gene Ontology annotation, cellular component: extrinsic component of membrane; Atg1/ULK1 kinase complex; phagophore assembly site. Lineage: Eukaryota; Metazoa; Arthropoda; Insecta; Thysanoptera; Thripidae. The record is from RefSeq and is a predicted model, not a curated record. The transcript is spliced from 7 exons. Gene Ontology annotation, biological process: piecemeal microautophagy of the nucleus; autophagosome assembly; mitophagy. Bases 611 to 1912 code for a protein of 433 amino acids.